Sporothrix brasiliensis 5110 is the source of this 4365-nucleotide messenger RNA. RefSeq lists its product as uncharacterized. NCBI's taxonomy places the organism in Eukaryota, Fungi, Ascomycota, Sordariomycetes, Ophiostomatales, Ophiostomataceae. Gene Ontology annotation, biological process: maintenance of cell polarity; exocytosis; endocytosis. The coding region runs from base 1 to 4365 and encodes 1454 amino acids. Gene Ontology annotation, cellular component: nuclear envelope; intracellular membrane-bounded organelle; cytosol. The record is from RefSeq and is a predicted model, not a curated record. Gene Ontology annotation, molecular function: sterol binding; protein binding. The transcript is spliced from 3 exons.
AUGUCGGAAGCCGGUGACAGCACACACAAGCGAACUAAGAGCGCCGCCCUCUCUAUCCUCCGGCGGAAGGACCGAAACACCGCAGGUAGCACUGCCAGCGGCGCCGGCACGGGCGACGAGGAUGCCACCUCCGAGGACGGCUCCGUGAAUGCGCCCCUCUCCCACUCCAACUCCGGCCGCGACCUGCCCGCCAUGGCCUACCAGCAACAGAGUCAAUCCUCUACCUCUACCCCCGUGCCCUUCAAGGGCCACGUCUCGCGUGCCUCGGGCGCCGGAGGCUCGCUGACCGGCCGGAGUCCUUCGUCCACCCAUGGUGCGUCUUCACGACCCGGUGUUGCCAACGCCAGCAGCUCAAAUGCCCCUCCUGCAAUCACUCCCGUCUCAGGAUCCUCUCCGUCGUCCACACUUGAGCAGUCCGUACGCAAGUUCCGCAUCGUGGAGGCCCUCCGCAGCGGCGACACUGCCUACAUCACCAAAGCCAUCCGCGAAACAUCCGAUACUACCGGUGCCCGCGCGAGCAUAUCUUCCUUUGCUACCGCGUCCGCAGCUGGUGCGGCGGCCGGCGGUGGCCUUGACGACACCACUGUGUUGCACCUGGCCAUCCAGUGCGCCGAGUUCGCCGUCGUCGAGUACGUGCUGUCGGACGGCGCAGGCCUUAUCGACAUCAACGCCCGCGACAAGGACGGCAACACGGCUCUGCACCUCGCAGCGACCCAGGGGCGCACUCAGGUCGUGCGCCUACUGCUCGAGCAGAAGGACAUCAACGACUCCCUGCCCAACGGCCAGGGCCGUCUGCCGCUCGAUCUCGCCCGCAACCCAGAAAUCUUCCAGCUCCUGCAGCUCUCCCGGUCGCUCUUCACCGAAAGCAAGGUCAACGAGAUUCAGGAUUUGAUUGCCCGUGGCGAGUACCACACCCUCGCCCAGGUGCUGGAGGAGCCGCGACUCAAGACCGUGCUCGACAUCAACAGCACCGAAUUCGUCUCCGACCCCGUCACCAGCCAGGCCGGUGGCACCCUUCUGCACGAAGCGGCCCGCCGCAAAAACUCGCAGCUCAUCCAGGUUCUGCUGCUGCACGGUGCCGACCCGUUCCGCCGCGACCGCAAGGGCAAGCUUCCCCAGGACGUUACCAAGGACGAUGUGACGCGAGCCAUGCUGAAGAAGUCGCCUGCGGCUGUCGCUGCCCAGCGCGGCAUCCAAGAAAAGGCGGUUCUUGGUGCCGCCGCACAAGGUGGUCUUGGCUACGGUAGCAACCUCGGCGGCGGCGGCGCCUCGAGCUCCGCCCUGGGCGGUGGUACUGCCGGUGGUGCUGGUGGUAGUGCCAGCGGUGCCGGAAGCACAACCGGCAGUGGUGCGGGUGGCCCGCCCGAUCCGCUCGCUGGCCGUGAAGCCCGCGAGAUGAAGGGCUACCUGAAGAAGUGGACCAAUUACCGCAAGGGUUACCAACUGCGCUGGUUUGUGCUUGAAGAUGGAGUUCUCAGUUACUACAAGCACCAGGAUGACGCCGGGUCUGCCUGUCGUGGCGCCAUCAACAUGCGCAUUGCGCGCCUCAACAUGAGCGCCGACGAAAAGACCAAAUUUGAAAUUAUUGGCAAGUCAUCCGUCAAGUAUACGCUCAAGGCCAACCACGAGGUCGAGGCCAAGCGCUGGUUCUGGGCGCUCAACAACUCCAUCCAGUGGACCAAGGACCAGGCCAAGGAAGAGGAACGCCAGCGCGCCCGCAGUGCCGAGCUGCUGCGCCAGGCUAAGGCCGACCACAGUUUGCAGCCGCAGGCCUCGCACCAGUCCCACCUUUCCCUUUCGCAGACGACGUCCAUCAACAACGAUGCAGAGAGUGCCAGUGCCAGUCCCGCCGCCGCUGCCGCCGGCAUUCAUGGUGACUCGGGUCGCCGCAACAGCGCACAACUUUCCCGGAUUCAGUCCGCCGCGCAGCGGUCCGUGUCCCACAAGGCCAUUGUCACGGCCGGUGGUGUCGGCGCCAGUACCGCUGGCAGCAUCGACGAUGACACGGGCACCGGACUGGGUGUCAACGAUUAUGCUGAUGCGGUUGAGGGCAAGGGCCGUGGUGCUAAUUACGACAAUGGCGGCGAUGACGACGAUCUUGGUGAUGACGACGACCUCGAUGCGUCCAGUGGCCACGACCGUGACGCACCAUCUGCCACACGCGACGCACUCAACAUCACCGCACAGUCCGCACGCCUCCAACUCGAGACCAUGGCACAGGUCAACCAGGCCCUCGUCGCCGAGGUCUCGCGCAACCCGGCAUUGACUUUGGCCGAUACCAAGACGACCGCCGCGCUCUCUACCUACGAUGCCGCCAUUCGCUCGCUGACAGGCCUUAUUGGCGACUUGAUGCGCAUUUCGCGUGACCGUGACGCAUUUUGGCAGUACCGCUUGGACCGUGAGGUCGAGAUGCGCCGCAUGUGGGAGGAGAGCAUGGCACAGGUUGCGCGGGAGCAGGAAGCGCUGGAGGCGCGCGUUGGCGAGGCGGAAGAGAAGAAGAAGUCGGCCAAGCGCAUCCUUAAGGAGGUUAUAAACAACGGCAUGCUCGACGAACAGCCGGCGGGUAGCGCUGCUGCAUCCCCGCACCUGGGCAACAGCGGCAUCCUGGCCGGUGCCACUGCAUCAGCUGCAGUUGCUGCAGCUGGUGCGGUGGCAGUCAACAAAACAACGGCAACUACGGCCAUGGCCGGCGCCGACAGCCACCAUGAUCUCAUCAUCCCAAGCAGUACAGGUGCCAAGUCGCCCUCAAUCUAUACGACAAACACAUCGAGACGGCAGACCGUGUUGGACCAGGUGGCCGCGGCGGGCCUGUCCGACUCGGACGAUGACGACGACGACGAAUUCUUUGAUGCGGUUGAUGCUGGGGAGGUGGUUGUCGAGUCAAGAUUGCCGUCCGAGACCAAGACCGCUACACUGAGCAGCACAAAAGCAGAGGCUGCUGUUGAUGAGACAGCUGAGGACGCUGCCAGCUUGACGGCCGAAAAGGAAGCGGCCACUGUCGGCGACGGUAGUGGCGGUAAAAUUGUCGUGUCGCCUGGCGUCGAUAUCAGCAAGUCCUUCAAGGGUUACGAGAACGGCAUCCGCCAUCGGCUGAAGAUUGACGCUGACAACCGGCCGAAACUGUCACUCUGGAGCAUUUUGAAGUCCAUGGUGGGCAAGGACAUGACCAAGAUGACGUUGCCUGUCACGUUUAACGAGCCAACGUCGCUGCUGUACCGUUGCGGCGAGGACAUGGAAUACGCCGACCUUCUGGACCGUGCGGUCGAGCGCUCCGACUCCAUCGAGCGUCUCAUCUACGUGGCGGCCUUCGCAGCCAGCGAAUACGCAUCUACGAUUGGUCGUGUCGCCAAACCCUUCAAUCCGCUUUUGGGCGAGACGUUCGAGUACGUGCGCCCAGACAAGAACUACCGCUUCUUCAUUGAGCAAGUCAGCCACCACCCACCUGUUGGUGCCGCGUGGGCUGAAUCGCCGUACUGGACCUACUACGGCGAGUCUGCCGUCAAAUCCAAGUUUUAUGGCAAGUCCUUUGACAUCAACCCGCUGGGCACCUGGUUCCUGAAGCUGCGGCCGAAGCAUGGCGGCAAGGAAGACUUCUUCACGUGGAAGAAGGUCACCUCGUCCGUCAUUGGCAUCAUCACGGGCAGCCCUACGGUCGACAACUACGGCGUCAUGGAAAUCAAGAACUGGACGACAGGCGAGAUUGCGUACGUCGACUUCAAGCCGCGUGGCUGGACGGCCGCGUCGGCCUACGUCAUCUCGGGCAAGAUUGUGGACGCCACGGGCCGCGUCCGCGUCUCACUCGGCGGCCGCUGGAACUCCAAGAUGUACGCGCGCAUGACCCCUGGCUACCAGGCGAGCGUCACGGAGCUCACUGGCAAGAGCUCGCCCAGCGGCAACGGCACGAGCGACAUUGACGCGGCCACGGGCCAGAUCAGCGGGCCGAUGGCGGACCCCAACCGCGUGUACUUGAUCUGGCAGGCCAACGAGCGGCCCAAGGGCAUCCCGUUCAACCUCACGCCGUUUGUGCUCACGUUCAACGACAUCAACGAACAACUGCGGCCCUGGAUCGCGCCCACCGACUCGCGGCUGCGGCCGGACCAGCGUGCCAUGGAGGAGGGCAACUACGAUUUUGCGGCCACAGAGAAGAACCGCCUCGAGAACGAGCAGCGGUCGCGGCGGCGCGACCGCGAGACGUUGGGCGAGGAGUUUGUGCCGGCAUGGUUCGAAAAGGCCAAGUGCCCAAUCACGGGCGAGGCGUACUGGCAGUUCAACGGCAAAUACUGGGACAUGCGGGACCGGGCCGGCCGGGGCGACCGCAGCGUGUGGGACCAUUUGGAGCCCAUCUUUGUGGAACAGAACCAGUAG